Phaedon cochleariae (mustard beetle) is the source of this 1113-nucleotide messenger RNA. The record is from the annotation of a GenBank genome assembly. Lineage: Eukaryota; Metazoa; Arthropoda; Insecta; Coleoptera; Chrysomelidae.
AUGAGCUUGUCAGGAGUAACCAUACCUUCGAAGACAUCGAUCUCGAUGCUUGGGAUUACUAUCAGCAAUAACCUUUCUUGGGAAAAUCACGUGAGAUCAAUUGCUAAAAGUGCACCCCAAAAACUUGGUUUUGUGUUUCGGGCCAGGAACUAUUUCACUUUUAGUCACCUGGUUAUGAUCUUCAAGGCACAGAUACGACCUGUCCUGAAAUACUGUUCCCAUAUUUGGAGUGCAGCACCCAAACAUAUCCUGAAACUGUUGGAUUCUGUCCAAAAAAGAACAAUUCUUCUCGUGGGUGAUGCAUCACUCACAAACUCACUCACUUCUCUGGAACACCGUAGAAUGAUCCAGUCAACAAAUAACGAGAUUAUUUUGCAUAAUGUUCCUAUCGUCACUCCAAACUGUGAUAUAGUAUGUCCUUCUCUGAGUCUUCACUUGGAGCCGGGACAACACUUGCUCAUCACAGGACCGAAUGGUUGUGGAAAGUCUAGUUUAUUCAGAAUAUUGAGUGGAUUGUGGCCUAUUUACGGAGGUGAAUUGUACACACCGAAGAAUGCCAUGUUUUAUAUUCCACAGAGGCCUUAUAUGGUGAUAGGUAAUUUAAGAGACCAAGUUAUUUAUCCUGACACCUAUGCUGACAUGAUCAACAAGCAGAUCACAGAAGAAGACUUGAGGAAAAUCAUGAGAUUGGUUCAUCUAGAUCACAUAGUAGAAAGAGAUACUUUCCAUGAAGUUAAAGAUUGGACCGAUAUUUUAUCAGGUGGUGAAAAACAGAGAAUGGCAGUCGCAAGGUUAUUCUAUCAUAGACCAAAAUAUGCCCUUCUGGACGAGUGCACAUCAGCAGUAUCGAUCGAUGUUGAGAGCCAUAUCUAUCAAAGUGCUAUCGACAUGGGGAUCACACUUCUAACUAUUACUCACAGGCCCACACUUUGGAAAUUCCAUACCCACAUCCUCCAAUUUGAUGGUACAGGCCUAUGGGAGUUCAACAGAUUGAACCACAUCAGUCGCUUGGACUUGAAAAAAGAAAAAGACGCACUAUUGAAAAAAGAAGACAGCAUAGACAGAACACAAAGACUAGAUGAACUAAAUAAAUUACUUGGUGAAGAGCUAUGA